AACAAUUUGCUAAAAAUAUCCCAAAAAUAAUUUGAUUUUCAGGACAUUAUCAUCAAAACAUUUGGCACUUGUGUUUGUGUGUAUGUGUUUGAACAGUCACUUAUAUAGUACAUACACACACAUAUCAGCUAACCAACCACUGAACAUAUCAUAAAACAUAUAUACCGUUGAGGAAUAUUCCAAGCCAUCGGUUCCCUUCCACCCCUCCCUUUCUAACUCCCCCCUCCCCUCUACCCAUUGCCAUCACAUCAUCUGAUCAUCACAUUUGGUCUGACAUAUCAAUCAGUUAAUAAUAAGUCAUUGAAUAGAUACACAACAACUACAACAUCAACAACAAUCAGUCGACAGAUCAAACAGUUGUCUUUUUUUUUGUAGUGGUUUACAAACUAUGAUAUAACUCUCUCUCACAGAGACUACAGUUCCCCAUAAGAAAAGACAACAACAAAAAUAAUAGCAAAAAAAAGAGCAAAAGUUUUUAAAAAUUAUUUAUUUAUUUGUUUUAUUUUAUUUAGUUUUUUUUGGUUUUAAAAACUUUCAGUUGUCGUGUUGUUAUAAUAUUAUUUAAACCCAUUAUUAUUAUUAUUAAAGAUAUGAGAGCUGUUUUAUCAUUAUUGGAUUUAUCAUUAUUGAUAUCAAUAUUAUUAUCCAUAUUAAUCAUCUCAUUGUGUUUACCACAACAACAACAACAACAUCACCGACAAUCACAACAACAAUCACCACAACUGGUUUAUACUCGCAAUACUAACUGUGGUUAUGAUUCGUGUCCAAAAACAAUUGACAAUUAUCUUAAUAUACAUAUCGUAUGUCAUACCCAUCUGGACACCGGCUGGACUGAGACCUAUGAUGACUAUUACUAUAGAUACGUCCGGAUGAUCUACAAUUCAGUGGUACAGUCGCUGUUUGAAGUGCCGACCCGUAAGUUCAUAGUAGUGGAGACAUCGUUUUUUUCCCGUUGGCUUAACGAACAAAACCAUACCAUCUAUAAUCGGGUCCAAUGGCUGGUCAGGAGAGGUCAACUAGAGUUCAUCAGCGGCGGCUGGAGUAUGAACGACGAAGCGGCCGCCCACUACUCGGCCAUCAUCGACCAGAUGACAUACGGUCAUCGUUGGCUGAAUCAGACGUUUGGCGAGUGCGCCAUACCMCGUAUUGGCUGGCAAAUCGAUCCGUUUGGCCACUCCCGCGAACAGGCAUCCCUAUCGGCACAGAUGGGCUUCGACGGUCUAUUCCUCGGUCGUAUAGACUAUCAGGACAAACUGUUUAGGGAACGACAACAAACACUGGAGUUUGUCUGGAAGGCCAGUCCCAGUCUCGGCCAAUGGGCCGACAUAUUUACCGGUGUUCUGCCCAAUGUUUAUUGGCCGCCAAAAAAUUUCUGUUUCGAUGUCAACUGUUUCGACGAUCCCAUAACCGGCGACAAUGCCGAACGUAAGGCCCGCGAAUUUAUACGUAUAGCCCGCGAACAGGCCCGACAUUACGGUACGGAUCAUACGGUGAUUACUAUGGGUAUGGAUUUCUAUUACCGAAACGCUGAUGUUUGGUAUAAAAACUUGGACCGACUGAUGACGGCCAUCAAUGGUCUGCAGUCCCGGGAAAAGGUUAAUAUUAUCUAUUCGACGCCAUCGUGUUAUCUGAAAUCGUUGAACUCGGCCAACAGGACCUGGCCUAUCAAAUUGGACGACUUUUUCCCGUAUGCCGAUGCCUGGAACGCCUACUGGACCGGUUACUUUACUAGUCGUCCAUCACUGAAAUAUCUGAUCAAAAACGGCAAUAAUCUGAUACAAAGUGGCAAACAGUUGUCGGUUAUGUCGCGUAUGUCACGGGUAUUGUCACCAAAGUUGCAACCAUUGCAAGAGUCGAUGGGUAUACUUCAACAUCACGAUGCCGUUACCGGCACCUGCAAACAGUUUGUCAACGACGACUAUGUCCGUAUGAUGUCACGGUCGAUGGCCGCGGCCGAGGAAGCGGUAAUUGAUUCGUAUUAUUAUAUACUUCAGUCGUCGCCGUCGWCGACCGAAGAUCUGGUUUAUCAGACAUCAUCGCCRGACUAUUCGCGUCCAGUGUUUUGCAAUCAACUGAAUGUUAGCGAAUGUCACAUAACUGAGCGAAUAGAGGACGGUUGGGAUACGGCAGUCAUCAUCUAUAAUCCGUUAGCCCAUCCCGUCCAGCAUUAUGUUAGGCUACCGGUUCGGGACUUAAGAUUUCGGGUUAGGGAUGCAUCGGGAGGUCUCGUACAGACACAGAUUGUACCCAUCAAUCCCAAGAUAUUAUCGCUACCCGACCGCAACUCGAUGGCCGUCUCGGAACUGGUAUUCCAGGCCGUACUGCCGCCGCUCGGCUUCUCCAGCUUUAUUGUCGACAAAAUAGGCAACGAUUUUCAAAGUUUAAUCGCCAGUCAAGAAAGCGAUACAAUAGAUGGCACUUCAUCUUCGUCUUCAUCAUCAUCAGCACCGGCUGGUGAUGUCAUUGUCGAUAACGGAAAGAUUAGCGUCCGGAUCGAUGGCCGAACUGGUCUGCUGAAAGAGAUUGGCCUAAAAAAUGGCCAAAAAGUACCGCUCCGACAAAAUUUUCUGUACUAUCAGGGAGAGGAUCGGUUUAAGGGCGAAAAACCUUCCGGUGCCUAUGCUUUCAAUCCCAGUCAUCAUAUACCGGCAUCGGUAUCAAACGGUGCUACCUAUAAGAUAGUUAGGGGUCGAUUGGUCGAUGAAAUACAUCAGAAAUUUCUACCCUGGCUAUCCCAGGUGAUCCGAUUGUAUCGCGACUAUGACUAUAUUGAAUUUGAUUGGAUAGUCGGACCGAUACCUGUACGSACCGGUUACUAUGAUCAAGGAUUGGAAAUUGUCAGUAAAUAUGAUACCGAUUUYCGGACAAACGGUACAUUUUUUACCGAUUCUAAUUCAAGAGAAACUAUUCGCCGAAUACGUAACUAUAGGCCGACCUGGGAUCUGGAAACUACCGAACAAGUGGCCAGCAAUUACUAUCCGGUUGGGAGUUGGAUAUUUGUYAGGGACUAUGCCCAGGACUUGCAGAUGACUGUACUGACCGAUAGAGCUCAGGGCGGCUCCAGUAUGUCGGAUGGAUCUAUUGAACUGAUGCUUCAUCGGCGGCUAUUGUAUGAUGACGGCUACGGUAUGGAUGAGCCGCUCAAUGAACCAGGUAUCGACAAUAAGGGACUAAUAGUUCGGGGAAAACAUCGACUGAUCAUCAAUGGUAUCCAACARAGUGUACGUCAGAUGCGGACAAUGAGCAAGACGUUGACCUGGCGGCCGAUACCGAUGUUUCGGCGAUCGCCAACCAACGUUGGUGGUGGUGGUGGCGGYGGACGGACAGCCCGAUCGCGUGGCACCCGAUCACAGUUGUCGCGCACCGAUCAGUACAGCAAUUUUGUCGGCAUCAACAACCUGUUGCCCAAGAAUAUCCAUUUGYUGACAUUGGAGGCCUGGGAUGCCGRCACCGACGAUAAUGUUGUACUAUUGAGACUCGAAAACUUCUACGAAAUCAACGAAGAUCCGGACUAUUCGACACCGACGGACGUAUCGCUCAGGAAUCUGUUUACAACUUUCCGUAUAAUUCGGGUCCAGGAGAUGACACUGUCGGCCAAUCAGCACCUGUCGUCGGCCAAACGCAGUCGUAUGAAGUGGCGGCCAGAUUUUGAUCCCUAUGCCGACUAUAAGUCAGCCUACGAUCGGGUAGACAAUUCGGUCUAUGAAAACCUGACAAAUAGUGACGAUCUGAACCAGACGUUUAUCAUAACAUUGAAACCGAUGCAAAUCAGGACAUUCCUGUUGCGGGUCGAGUCCCGGCGUAACUGUCCGUAUACUGGGUUUAAUGUACCGCAACGACAACGGCGUCGGUUCAGUGCCAACGGUUUGGACUGUUGAUGAUGAUGACACCCGCUGAGUGGUUUGGAUAAUAUUAAUAUCUGUAUAAAAUUAACCGU
Molecule: messenger RNA, 3937 nt
Organism: Oppia nitens
Lineage: Eukaryota; Metazoa; Arthropoda; Arachnida; Sarcoptiformes; Oppiidae
Product: lysosomal alpha-mannosidase-like
Exons: 10
Coding region: 591-3878 (1095 amino acids)
Biological process (GO): mannose metabolic process
Cellular component (GO): lysosome
Molecular function (GO): alpha-mannosidase activity; carbohydrate binding
Source: RefSeq, a predicted model, not a curated record